Molecule: messenger RNA, 963 nt
Organism: Thermochaetoides thermophila DSM 1495
Lineage: Eukaryota; Fungi; Ascomycota; Sordariomycetes; Sordariales; Chaetomiaceae
Exons: 2
Coding region: 1-963 (320 amino acids)
Source: RefSeq, a predicted model, not a curated record
AUGGAGAAGAUGACAGAGAGAAUCUCUAGUCAUGAGGAAGUUCCAGCCGAAGAGUGCAUCGUUGUUGCUGAUGUUGCGAUCCCAGAACUCCUGAGAACAAGCGAAAGCAUCAAUGCGACCACAACGACACCUGCUCGGACGAGAGAACUCAACUCUUUCUCUUUCUGUUCGCCAGCGCCAAAGCUCGAAACAUCCCUCAGCGGCGCACCCAUCCCGGAGUGCAGAGGCCCGAAGCGCCGCCGCCGGCUCAGAGGCGGCCAGGUUUCCGCCCCGACCUCCAGCGCCGAAGCUGCAGCCGGAGAAGCACAACAACCUGAUGCCCACCGGGACUCCUUUUUCACCAAGCGGUACGCCAAACGGACGCGAAUGCAGGCUGGGCUGGUCGAGUAUUCCCCAUCAGCCAAGCGUUGGCGGACAAUCGACGCCACAAGCAGCAGCAGCAGCGGCGGCGGCGGCGGCAGCGACCAAACUGCCACGGACAUCUUCGGGCCCUCAACACCCCCAGCCCAACCCAAUGACAUUCCGGCACCCAACCCCCCUUGUGCUUCUUGCGCCAAGCGGGAAGAACCUAAGCAGAUACUGGAGGCCGCGACAUGCAACGUGACCUACCUACACCAGCAGAUGCUCACGUUUAAGGCCCUGUCGACCCAGCUGCGCAGCGAAAAUGCAAAGCUGGAAGCACAGGUCAGGGAACUCCACCGCAAGCUGGAAGACCGGGCAGUGCAGACGCGGAAAGGAAGAGAGUUGACUCAGAGACCAGCUUUCGAGAGCACACCGGAGGUUGAUAUCGGCAAAGCCAGCCGGGGGGAGUGGGAGAGGGAAUGUCAAGCUCUCCUCCAACAACUUCAAACGAAGGACGUCCUGAUCCGGAAACAGGCUAUCUAUAUCAAGGAACUCCUGGAGCUGAGAGAGAACAUGAGCAAGGAGAUGACUCAGAGUCGGGAACUUAGCCUGGAACAAUGA